Talaromyces stipitatus ATCC 10500 is the source of this 2085-nucleotide messenger RNA. RefSeq names its product MFS transporter, putative. The record is from RefSeq and is a predicted model, not a curated record. The transcript has 4 exons. Bases 302 to 1819 code for a protein of 505 amino acids. Gene Ontology annotation, cellular component: membrane. NCBI's taxonomy places the organism in Eukaryota, Fungi, Ascomycota, Eurotiomycetes, Eurotiales, Trichocomaceae. Gene Ontology annotation, molecular function: transmembrane transporter activity. Gene Ontology annotation, biological process: transmembrane transport.
GAUGCAGCGAGGUUUCUUCUCCUUUCUUUUCCUUCUAAUAAUACUUCUCGGCCAAUGCCGUAUAACCAACACGCAGUUUAUUGUGUCGUAUUCCUGCAACAUUUUUCCUGAUCGGCACAGGGUUCUGAUCUUUUGUUUUUCCCCAAACUUCAGUUUUUUAUUCGAUAUUCUUUACGGAUUCCUCUUUUCUUUUUCUCAUACCCUGGUUCAGCUCCUGCAACUGUAGAUCUCGUACAUCAUCUGUAUGUGAUUACGCGCAGCUCCUGAUUACAUUAUCCUGCCCGUAAUUCUUUCAUACAUUAUGAUAGACACAGCCUCAAAGCAAGCCGAGGUAGCUGCCCAACAGCUUCCCUCCGGGAAGCGAGACGAUGCAUUGCGAUAUCUUGAAGAACACAAUGGCAUCAGCUCUGCAGAGGUUGAUGCAGUAAAUCUCAAGGCUCUGCGGACGAAGGUGGACUGGCACAUUGUGCCAUUGAUGUUUUUGUGCUACUUCUUCCAGUUCAUUGACAAAGUCAUUAUCAACUAUGCUGCUGUAAUGGGAAUUUCGGCUGAGUUAAAGCUCGUCGGUAACGAUUUCACGAAUGCUAGCACCUCAUUCUUCAUCGCCUACUUGAUCGCAGAAGUCCCAAACACACUCCUCUUGCAAAAAAUCCCCGCCGGAAAAUGGCUCGGCUUCAAUGUCAUCGUUUGGGGCAUAGCUGUCGCUGCUACUGCUGGAGUCAAGGGCUACACCACUCUAGUCGUAGCACGUGUAUUUCUGGGCUUAUUUGAAGCUACUAUCGGUCCUUCCCUGAUGAUUAUAAGUAGCCAGUACUAUACGAAAAAGGAGCAAGCACCACGUUUUAGUUUCUGGUAUCUUGGCCUUGGCGUUGCUCAAAUCAUUGGUGGUUUGAUCUCUUUCGGCUUUCAGCACGUUCACCAUGCCUCUAUCAGCGGCUGGCGUAUUAUGUUCAUUGUUCUCGGAAUAGUCACUUCGAUUGUCGGAGCAGCUGUGUUCUUCCUUAUUCCGGAUACUCCAAUGAAGGCCCGCUUCUUGACCGAGGUCGAGAAGGUCGCCCUUCUGAGACAUGUCAGCGAAAACAAGACCGGCGUUUGGAACAACAAGUUCAACUACGAAGAGAUUAUUGAAGCUAUCUUCGAUGUACAGGUAUGGUUGUUGACGUUGAUGGUCGUCCUGCAAUCUGUCUCAUCCGGCGUCGUCACAACAUACUCUUCCACUCUCAUCCGCAACAUGGGUUUCAGCCCUAAAAAUGCUGCUCUUUUGAACAUGCCCAGUGGUUUCGUUAGCAUCGUUUCCACGUUGGCUGUUGGUAUUGGUAUUCGCAGAGCGGAUCAUCGUUGGGCCUGGGUCGCCACGUGCAGUAUUCCAGGAAUCAUCGGUGGUGGCUUGAUGUCGUUUCUACCGAAAAGUAACAAGGCAGGUUGCCUAAUUGGUAUUUACCUCGUCAAUGCCAUUGUUGCUCCUCUUCCCGUUAUCUAUCAUUGGACUGCAGCGAACUGUGCUGGAUACACCAAGCGCGCUUUUUGCAGUGCUCUCGUUGCUGGUUCCUUUUCCAUCGGUAACAUCAUUGGACCUCAAACAUUCCAGGCGCGCGACGCGCCGGACUAUCACCCUGCUAAGAUUGCGGUUCUUGCCACCCAGGCUGCGGCUGGAGUUCUGGCUGUUGUACUGUUUGGCUAUUAUAUCUGGGAAAAUAAGCGUAGGGAUGCGCGCAGCGCUUCCGAGCCAGUGGUUGACACGUCAAGUGAGGACUACAAGGCAGAGGCUUGGUCCGGAAUGACAGACAAGCAAAAUCGCAGUUUCCGCUACGUCUACUGACGCGGGAGUCUAUAUCUUCUACAUGUUCAAGAUGAUGCUUGUUCAAUGAUUAUCAGAUAUGACUACAUAUCAGGGUGGCCUUCCUCUUCCAUACCUGGGUAGGUAUUACUUUAUUCGUGUUUCAAAAUUUCAAACGUCCAUAGGAUUUCCAUGGUAGAUACAUACAAUCCAUAGAAGCCAAUAUGUGUGAGACAUAGCACAUCACUACUCUUAAUAAUGCAUGUUUAAUAUUCUAGGAAAGGUAUAUACGAUCAGAUACUUUCUGU